This is a messenger RNA of Talaromyces amestolkiae, 1188 nucleotides long. RefSeq lists its product as uncharacterized. The record is from RefSeq and is a predicted model, not a curated record. Lineage: Eukaryota; Fungi; Ascomycota; Eurotiomycetes; Eurotiales; Trichocomaceae. The transcript is spliced from 2 exons. Gene Ontology annotation, molecular function: carbon-sulfur lyase activity; pyridoxal phosphate binding. The coding region runs from base 1 to 1188 and encodes 395 amino acids. Gene Ontology annotation, cellular component: cytoplasm. Gene Ontology annotation, biological process: transsulfuration.
AUGGCUCACCCAACAGCUAGACCAGCGACACUCGCAGUCCAUGCGGAUGAUGUUGUCAAUAAUGUCACAGACGUUGCUCCUCCAAUCCACCUAUCCACGACAUUUCGGUACCAUGAAAAUCCAGAUAAAUUGACCACGGCUGCAGAACGCAAUUUUGACGAAGAGGACCCUACCACCGUUGAACCAAUCUACUCUCGUGUUGCGGCGCCGAACUCUGCGCGUUUCGAAGCCAUCCUUUCGUCCCUACUCCAAGGUCGCGCACUCGCAUAUGGUUCUGGACUGGCAGCUUUGAAUGGAGCAUUGGUGCUGCUUAACCCGAAAAACAUAUCCAUUGGAGACAACUACCAUGGCUGCCAUGGUGUUAUUGAGAUUUUCAAUAGACUCACUGGGUUGAAGAAACUAGGUCUGGACUGUCCUGCGGAGGAAUUGCAGGCCGGAGAUGUCAUCCUGCUCGAGACACCUCUGAACCCUGACGGAACAGCUUUCGAUAUUGAACACUAUGCGCAAAAGGCACACUCCCGUGGCGCAUUUCUCAUUGUAGAUAGUACAUUUGGUCCGCCUGGUCUGCAGGACCCGUUUGAGUUUGGUGCCGAUAUUGUCAUGCAUUCUGGGUCUAAAUAUUUCGGAGGACACAGUGAUCUCCUCUGCGGCGUACUGGCCACAAAGCGAAAGGAUUGGUUCGAGCAGCUAUUUGCUCAACGUCUUCAUCUUGGAAACAACAUGGGUAACUUGGAGAGCUGGCUCGGAGUACGCAGUUUGCGGACUCUUGAAUUGAGGGUUCAACGCGCAAGCCAGAAUGCGACAAGCCUUGUAUCGUUCCUUCACUCUGCAUUGACCCAGUCAAAUAUACCUGCAGGAAACGACGCAGAAGCUGUAUCGAAAGUUUUAGGUGAGAUCAGACACGCCAGCCUUCAAACAGAGCCUUGGGUCAAGAAACAAAUGCCCAAUGGGUACGGUCCAGUGUUUUCGAUUAUCAUGAAGGACGAAAAUUUGGCCCGAAGAUUGCCCAGCAAACUACAAUACUUCCACCACGCUACCAGUCUUGGAGGCGUUGAGAGUCUGAUUGAAUGGCGGGCCAUGUCGGAUACACGGGUUGAUCGACGAUUGUUGAGAGUCAGUAUUGGUAUCGAGCAUUGGGAGGACCUGCGUGAUGACUUUGUGUCAGCUUUUAAAGCUUUGAUAGCUUAG